Phyllostomus hastatus (greater spear-nosed bat) is the source of this 5238-nucleotide messenger RNA. It is a transcript of the gene CPSF6, whose product is annotated as cleavage and polyadenylation specific factor 6. Bases 89 to 1858 code for a protein of 589 amino acids. Gene Ontology annotation, molecular function: mRNA binding. The transcript has 11 exons. Lineage: Eukaryota; Metazoa; Chordata; Mammalia; Chiroptera; Phyllostomidae. The record is from RefSeq and is a predicted model, not a curated record. Gene Ontology annotation, cellular component: mRNA cleavage and polyadenylation specificity factor complex. Gene Ontology annotation, biological process: mRNA alternative polyadenylation.
CGCCGCUAGAUCGGCUGCUGCUGCCGCUGCGGGCGGACCUGCAGGAGGCGGCAGCGGCGGCGGUGGCGGCGGCCGAGGCCGAGGGAAGAUGGCGGACGGCGUGGACCACAUAGACAUUUACGCUGAUGUGGGCGAAGAGUUCAACCAGGAAGCUGAAUAUGGUGGGCAUGAUCAGAUAGAUUUGUAUGACGAUGUCAUCUCUCCAUCGGCAAAUAAUGGAGAUGCCCCAGAAGAUCGGGAUUACAUGGAUACUCUCCCACCAACUGUUGGUGAUGAUGUGGGUAAAGGAGCAGCACCAAAUGUUGUCUAUACAUAUACUGGAAAGAGAAUUGCAUUGUACAUUGGAAACCUAACAUGGUGGACAACAGAUGAAGAUUUGACUGAAGCAGUUCAUUCUUUGGGAGUAAAUGAUAUUUUGGAGAUAAAAUUUUUUGAAAAUCGGGCAAAUGGCCAAUCAAAGGGGUUUGCCCUUGUUGGUGUUGGAUCUGAAGCAUCCUCAAAAAAGUUAAUGGAUCUGUUGCCGAAAAGAGAACUUCAUGGUCAGAAUCCUGUUGUAACUCCAUGCAAUAAACAGUUCCUGAGUCAAUUUGAAAUGCAGUCCAGGAAAACUACACAAUCAGGACAAAUGUCUGGGGAAGGUAAAGCUGGUCCUCCGGGAGGCAGUUCACGUGCAACAUUUCCACAAGGUGGUAGAGGACGGGGCCGUUUUCCAGGGGCUGUUCCCGGUGGGGACAGAUUUCCUGGGCCAGCAGGACCAGGAGGGCCACCCCCACCUUUUCCAGGAAAUUUGAUCAAGCAUCUUGUUAAAGGAACUCGGCCUUUGUUCCUGGAAACUAGGAUUCCAUGGCAUAUGGGGCACAGCAUAGAGGAAAUACCCAUUUUUGGCCUAAAAGCUGGACAGACUCCACCACGUCCACCCCUAGGACCUCCAGGCCCACCUGGUCCACCAGGUCCUCCACCUCCUGGUCAGGUUCUGCCUCCUCCUUUAGCCGGGCCUCCUAAUCGAGGAGAUCGCCCCCCACCGCCAGUUCUUUUUCCUGGACAACCUUUUGGACAGCCUCCAUUGGGUCCGCUUCCUCCUGGUCCUCCACCUCCAGUUCCAGGCUAUGGCCCCCCUCCUGGUCCACCACCUCCACAACAGGGACCACCUCCACCUCCAGGCCCUUUUCCACCUCGCCCUCCUGGUCCUCUUGGGCCACCCCUUACACUCGCUCCUCCUCCGCAUCUUCCUGGACCACCUCCAGGUGCUCCACCGCCAGCUCCACAUGUGAACCCAGCUUUCUUUCCUCCACCAACUAACAGCGGCAUGCCUACAUCAGAUAGCCGGGGUCCACCCCCAACAGAUCCUUAUGGCCGACCUCCGCCAUAUGAUAGGGGUGACUAUGGGCCUCCUGGAAGGGAAAUGGAUACAGCAAGAACACCAUUGAGCGAAGCUGAGUUUGAAGAAAUCAUGAACAGAAACAGGGCAAUCUCAAGCAGUGCUAUUUCAAGAGCUGUGUCUGAUGCUAGUGCUGGUGAUUAUGGGAGUGCUAUUGAGACAUUGGUAACUGCAAUUUCUUUAAUUAAACAAUCCAAAGUAUCUGCUGAUGAUCGUUGCAAAGUUCUUAUUAGCUCUUUGCAAGAUUGCCUUCAUGGAAUUGAAUCCAAGUCUUAUGGUUCUGGAUCAAGAAGACGUGAACGAUCAAGAGAGAGGGACCACAGUAGAUCACGAGAAAAGAGUCGUCGUCAUAAAUCCCGCAGUAGAGAUCGUCACGAUGAUUAUUAUAGAGAGAGAAGUAGAGAACGAGAGAGACACAGGGACCGGGACCGGGACCGAGACCGAGAACGUGACCGAGAGCGCGAGUAUCGUCAUCGUUAGAAGCUGAAGGAAGAGGAACACCUUCCAAGACAAAAACAGUCUUCAUGAGGGAAACAUGACGCUUGUCCAGCAGUUUGCUUCUUGUGAUUGAACUGAACCUGUAAGGAUUCAUGGAUAAAAUGAACAGGAAUAGAUCUGAAUAAAGCAAAUCUGCAUAAAUGGUAACCAGUAGCUCUACUUUUAUUUUUUAUGUUGCUUAACUGUUUUUAUUUGAAGAAAACCUGUGUGAUUUAAAAAGUUAUAGCUUUUGCAACUUUAUUACUGGUUAUAUACUUUUUGGCCAUUAUAAUGUGCAAGCAAUUGGAAAAAUGUCAAGUAAAUGCUUGUUUUUAUAGUAGUAUGUUCUUGUUAAAAAUGUUCAUAUGAUAAUGUCUGUAAACAGCACCACUUUGAUUACAAUAGAUGUAGUGUUGUAAUAAACUGUUUAAUGGGGCUGAUGUGUAAAGCUGUUCAAGUUAUUUGAUGUUUACACCUCAGGGAAAGUCUUGUGUUCAGCAAUAUCUAAAGAUAAUGUUACUAUGACAUUUAUACUGUCCUUUAAAAACGCAUUGCAAUAGCAUUUUUGGAUAUGCAUCAAUCUAAUCUUGCGUUCAGUGAAUUAAACAUACUAAUUAAGUGUCUGUUGCCCUUGGUUUUGAUAUUAGGAUAGGUGAUUACAUGGAUAUUUAAUAUUUCUAUAUUCUGCUUUUCUAGCUGUUUUUACCUAGUUAGCUUGUGAUUUUUGCUGUGAAUGGUAUGUAAACCUGUAAAAAUGAAACUUCACAGACAUAGCAAUUCAGGCAAUGUGUAGGGUUCAAAACGAUUUUGUGGUUUUAACCUUUUAGUAAAGACUCAUACGUUAUUUGCUACAGUACUGCAGCUUAAUUACAGCACAGAUGUACUGAAAUGCUUAAUUGUAAACUGCUGGCAUUGAAAAACAAUAUUUUGACAGUUCUGAUUUGAUGCGGCAGUUAUUUGUGGUUUUAUAUUGAUAGUGCUCGUAGUUAAUUUUUGAAGCCCUGGUCAGUGUAAAUACAGUCAUGAAGCAGACAGAUUGAAGUAAAGAAGGCCUUAGCUUUAUUUUCUGGUUACUAUAUAGAAUGCUGAAGGAUGUGAUGUUUAUUAACAUCAGGUUGUAUUCUCCUGUGUGUGUAAUGGGAGCUUAUAGGUAUAUCCUAUCUCCACAGUUUAAGGAAUUCUGUAUAUUUUCAUGCAGCCUAUUGGUUCUUGCUAGAGUUACUUAAUCAAAGGUUUUUUUCAAACCUGCCAUGCAUAUAGGCCUACAGAAGCACUUGCCUAGCAUAUGUUCUUAAAUUGCAAGAUUAGCAUAGGCAGUGUCAUUUGAUUAGAUGUUUUAUAGGAAGGUUAUCCUGAAUCACUACAGAAAUUUGAGUUUAAAACCUUAAGCAGGUUACAAUUUGAUUUUAAUGUUUUGGAAUCUGAUUAUUUUUAAGAGAUCUUCUGAUAAUACACAUUGGUUUUUUCAAAGUAUCACCAAAUCUUAGGACAGUGCUUAAGGUAUUUUUAGGUAUCCUAGAUAUUAUGUCACGUGCAACUGUAGAAGCCCUCUAGAGAACUGUACUGCAGUCCUCACUUUCCUCUUGUGCGCUGUCACACAAGUUCUUACAAAACUAGCUGUUUCAAAUUAUUCAUGAUAUUGCCAGUUUUAUUUUAAAAUAUUUUGUGAGUGUAUUUAUGCAUGGAUCAUUGGUGUUUAUCAAAACUCUUUGCUCUCAGAUUUUUAAAGUCUUUUAUCUUGUUGAAAAUGCACUUGCCUUUUUAACAUUAUCUGAUAGUUGUAUCAAUUGAUUUUCUUGUUUUCUGUAUAGGUGUUUUUUUAUUUUUUUGUCAUUUUCCUAGUUUUUUAUAUUUUCAUUAUAAUGUCCUAAUGCCAAGUACGGACAUAAAUAUAUAUUACAGGGGAAAUUAGGUAAUAGUAAGCUUAAAAGGUAAGUAAAUAUCCAUGAUAAUAAAAUUUUCUCUGAACAAUUUUUAAAUGGAACCAUAAAACUCUAACUGCAUUUGAACUUGAUGAAACUGGAAAUUUUAUGCUAAUUAAAUUCUUCAUUUACUUUUUCACUUUUUAUCAGUGGAACCCUUUACUGCUCAUUCUGUGUCACUCCUCUCCCUACAUGGCUGAUUUCAUUUUGUGGCUUGUUGCAAACGGUGUGAGUGUACUAGAAUUGCUUGCUGCUGGUCCUUUAUUUUUAAGUAUUGUCAGAGGGAAAUAACUUUUUGGUUUGACCAAUUAAUUUUUGCCGUGUUUCUCUACGUGAUAGCACAUGAAUGUAUAGCUAUAAAGGUGAAAAUUGCAAGACUUGUUUUAUUUAUAUCCCUUCUGUUAUCUGUGGGCUGAUGUAUUUGGGAAAAAACAAAACAAAACAAAAUAUUUCUUUUAAUGUACAAAAACAAUCCAAAGAGAUAAAUCUUUACUUACAGACACACCAAAAAAAAGAGUCUCGGAGACCUUUCAGUUUCUUCUUAGUAAUAAUUAUACUGGAUAUGAAAACAAACUUGAAGUUAAUUUUAAACCAUAGCAUUUAUUAGUGCUAUACAGCAACAUUCCUUUCAGCCAAUAAAGUUAUGAGUGAGUGAUACAGCACUUGAAUGGUAUUGCUUCUUGAAGCAACACUUUGAAUUGAAGUGUGCUACCUUUAGUUAAAGGACAUGUUACAGGAAGGAUAUUUCAGUGUAAAUUUGGAAAUGUUUAUUUUGUCAGUUUUCAUAAGCAAGAUCUGGCCUAAGUUGCAGUGGCUAGUGGUUGUAGUCCAUUUAAUGUCCCCUUUACCUAGAAUAUUAUUCUUAAGCGGUUAACUGCAAUUUCCAGUUCACAAAUAACUUACACAUUGUAGUUUAAGGUAUUAUUUUUAUUUAAAUCUCCUGUGGAGAACAUUGUUUUGUUUUUUACUAGUUUUUUAAGGUCAGUCCUAAACAUGGAGGUUUUAAUGAAUGUUGUACAACAUUUUAUAGUGAAAGGGGAAAAUUGUUAGAAGUGUAACUUUUCCCUUACAUAUUUAAAUGUGCCAAUAACUAAACACAUACUGUUUUAUACAAUGAGAUUGUACUACAAACUUCCUGAUGGAGUGCUCUCUACAUUUUGGUUUUUACUACCUGAAUGAUCAUUGCAUUUUCUGUAUCUCAUAAGAUGGCUCCAAUUUUGUGUUUUAAGGUUUAGCUUGUUAAGAGAAAGUGUAUGUUCUGAUUCUUUAUGAUAAUUCAGUAUUGAAAUUCUUGGUGUUUUACAGAUACUAUCUGCCUUUUACAUUUUAAUCCAUUAAGUCCAUUUGCAUCCCAUAGCUGUUUGUAAAUGUUUCCCACAGUUGUAUGUACUUAAAUGCACGCUUACCCAUUGUACAUAUUGGACAUUUUUGUUCUAAAAUACAUUAAGUGGGAUUUUUGUA